UUGUGAGUCCGUUUGUUCGAUCUGUCCCACGUUCGGGGAAAUUUUGUGGAUUCGCGAGGUGAUUUUCAGAUUUCACGAAAAAUGAUAGAUCUGAGGGGUGAUAAUGUCAACAGGGAUGGUCCAGUGUCGAGAAAAGGCAAUGAUGAUCUCAAUAUUCCAGUAACUUCACAACAAGGAUUGACUCCCCUCAGUCCCUACCUGAACUUCGACCCGUCAUAUUUGCCCAGUAGUCAACCCGAGUUCAUAUUUCCUGAGGGAGCUGUCAAACAAAGAGGGAGAUUCGAGCUUGCGUUCAGUCAAAUUGGAGCUGCGUGUAUACUUGGUGCUGGAUUCGGGGGUGCAACUGGAUUCUACAGGGGACUCAAGGCCACAACACUUGCCGGACAAACUGGAAAACUUAGGAGAACCCAAUUAAUUAAUCAUGUGAUGAAGAAUGGUGCAUCGGCGGCGAAUACCUUGGGAGUAGUAACGGUUAUGUACAGUGGAUUUGGAGUUCUUCUCCAAUGGGCAAGAGGCACUGACGAUUCCAUUAACACUCUCACCGCUGCAUCUGCCACAGGAAUGUUGUUCAAAUCAACAUCUGGAAUUCGAAAAUGUGCGAUUGGCGGUGGUGUUGGACUAGGUCUAGCUGCGCUAUAUUGCCUGUGGAACAGUCGAGAAGCGCUAUCGGACCUGAGGCAUCACAGCAUGAACCCAGCGUAAGAUAUCCAAGUGACAACCUCACCUUUUCACCACCUCCGGACUAGCAACAAAUUCUCCACCUCUGUAAAUAGUAAAUUACACGAAAAUGACAAUUACGGAAUCAACUAAUGCUACACUGCUGUACGGUGUAAUUAAUGUAUUAUCAAGAAGAAAAUCUGAACAAAGGAAUAAAUUGUAAAUUGUAGUCAUACCAAAUCCCGAACAUAAUUGAUCCUCCUCUGUCAGAUUAAAUAAAUUUUAUUUAUCUACGUCGUCUAUGACACAUGAA
Molecule: messenger RNA, 970 nt
Organism: Diachasma alloeum
Lineage: Eukaryota; Metazoa; Arthropoda; Insecta; Hymenoptera; Braconidae
Gene: Tim23
Product: mitochondrial import inner membrane translocase subunit Tim23
Exons: 5
Coding region: 82-702 (206 amino acids)
Biological process (GO): protein import into mitochondrial matrix
Cellular component (GO): mitochondrial inner membrane; TIM23 mitochondrial import inner membrane translocase complex
Molecular function (GO): transmembrane protein transporter activity
Source: RefSeq, a predicted model, not a curated record